Messenger RNA from Elephantulus edwardii (Cape elephant shrew), 6825 nucleotides. It is a transcript of the gene COL6A6, whose product is annotated as collagen, type VI, alpha 6. Gene Ontology annotation, biological process: extracellular matrix organization. NCBI's taxonomy places the organism in Eukaryota, Metazoa, Chordata, Mammalia, Macroscelidea, Macroscelididae. The transcript has 36 exons. Gene Ontology annotation, molecular function: extracellular matrix structural constituent conferring tensile strength. Bases 1 to 6825 code for a protein of 2274 amino acids. The record is from RefSeq and is a predicted model, not a curated record.
AUGUUGCCGAUUGUGCUUCUCAUAAUACUGUGUUUCCAUGUUUCUGUGAACCAAGAUUCUGGCCCUGAGUACGCAGACGUUGUAUUUCUGGUGGACAGCUCGGAUCACCUGGGCGCUAAGUCCUUCCCAUUUGUGAAAUCGUUCAUCAACAAGAUGGUCAACAGUCUCCCGAUAGAGCCCAGCAAGUACCGCGUGGCCGUGGCCCAGUACAGCGACAAGCUCCACAGUGAGUUCCAGCUGGACACCUUCAAGGCCAAGAACCCCAUGCUCAACCACCUAAAGAAGAACUUCGGGUUCCUCGGAGGGUCCCUGCGCGUAGGAAACGCUCUCCAAGAGGCUCACAGGACCUAUUUCUCUGCACCCACAAACGGGAGGGACAAGAAGCAGUUCCCCCCCAUUUUGGUGGUCCUGGCUUCCGCUGAGUCCGAGGAUGACGUGGAAGAGGCGGCCAGGGCCCUGCAGAAGGACGGGGUGAGGAUCGUGUCUGUGGGGCUGCAGAGAGCUUCGGAGGAAAACCUCAAGGCCAUGGCCACAUCUCAGUUUCACUUCCACCUGCGGACGGUCAGAGACCUCAGCACGUUUUCCCAGAACAUGACACAGAUCAUCAAGGAUGCGGCUCGAUACAAGGCAGGAGCCGGGGACAGUGUCACUAUGGAAGGUUGCCAAGGCCCUUCUGUGGCUGAUGUUGUGUUCCUGUUGGAUGUGUCCUUCAAUGGCAGCCUGGAGAACUUGGAACACCUUAAAGAUUUCCUGGAGGAGAGCAUUUCCGCUCUGGAUAUAAAGGAGCAGUGCAUGAGGAUUAGCCUGGUGGCCUAUAGCAAUGAGACGAAAGUGAUAAACUCUCUGAGCGCGGGCAUAAAUAAAUCAGAGGUUCUCCAGCACAUCCAGGGCCUCUCUCCCAUGACUGGGGAGGCCUACACCGGGGCUGCCAUGAGGAAGGUCAAGAAGGAAGUCUUCAGUGCACGAAAUGGCAGUCGGAAGAACCAAGGGGUGCCUCAGAUCGCAGUGCUGGUGAUGCACCGAGAAUCGGAGGAUAAUGUCACCAAGGCGGCAGCCAACCUCCGGCGAGAGGGUGUCACCAUCUUCACCAUGGGCAUCGAGGGUGCCAGUGACACCCAGCAGGAGAAAAUAGCCUCUCACCCCGCUGAGCAGUACGUCUCCAAGCUGAAAACCUUCUCCCACCUGGCUGCCCACAACCAGACGUUUCUGAAGAAGCUGCGGAAUCAGAUAACACACACAGUUUCUGUCUUGUCAGAACGGACAGAAACCCUUAAAUCCGGGUGUGUGGACACAGAGGAAGCAGACAUCUAUCUGCUCAUUGACGGCUCAGGCCAUACCCAGGCCACCGACUUUCACGAAAUGAAGACUUUCCUUUCUGAUAUUGUGGGCAUGUUCCACAUUGCCCGCCACAAGGUGCGGGUUGGCGCAGUGCAGUACGCAGACACCUGGGACCUGGAGUUUGGGGUGAACAAGUACACUAACAAGCACGACCUGGGGAAGGCCAUCGAGAACAUUAGGCAAAUGGGUGGGAAUGCAAACACGGGUGCCGCUCUGAACUUCACUCUGGGGCUGUUGCAAAAGGCCAAGAAACAGCGAGGGAACAAAGUGCCCUGUCACCUUAUUGUCCUGACCAGCGGAAUGUCCAAUGACAGUGUCCUGGAGCCAGCAAACAAACUGAGAGAAGAACACAUCAGUGUUUAUGCUAUUGGAGUCAAGGAGGCCAACCACACGCAGCUGCACGAGAUGGCAGGUGAGGAAAAGAGAGUGUACUACGUGCACGACUUCGACUCCUUGAAAGACAUCAGGAACCAAGUGGUUCAAGACAUCUGCACUCCGGAAGCCUGCAAGGAGAUGAAAGCUGACAUCAUGUUUCUGGUGGACAGUUCUGGCAGCAUAGGACUUGAAAACUUCAGCAAAAUGAAAACAUUUAUGAAAAACUUGGUGAGCAAAUCUCAGAUCGGCCCAGAUCGGGUGCAGAUUGGUGUGGUCCAGUUCAGCCACAUCAAUCAGGAGGAGUUUCCACUCAACAGAUACAUGACCCAGCAUGAGAUUUCAGAUGCCAUAGACCGCAUGGCCCACAUUGGAGAAACCACCUUGACUGGCGGCGCCCUAACCUUUGUGUCUCAAUACUUCAGCCCCAGCAAGGGGGCCCGGGCCACCGUCAAGAAGUUCCUCAUCCUCAUCACAGACGGCGAAGCCCAUGACAUAGUAAAGGACCCAGCACUGGCACUUCGGCAAGAAGGCAUCAUUAUCUUCUCAGUGGGGGUGUUUGGCUCCAACGUCACCCAGCUCGAGGAGAUCAGCGGGAGACCAGAGAUGGUUUUCUAUGUUGAAAACUUUGACAUUCUGCAACACAUUGAAGAUGACCUUGUUUUUGGAAUCUGCAGCCCCCGAGAAGAAUGCAAGCGGAUUGAAGUGUUAGAUGUUGUGUUCGUGAUCGACAGUUCCGGCAGCAUUGACCAUGACGAGUACAACAUCAUGAAAGACUUUAUGAUCAGCCUGGUGAAAAAGGCCGACGUGGGCAAGAAUCGGGUCAGGUUUGGCGCCCUCAAGUACGCAGAUGACCCCGAGGUGCUGUUUUACCUCGGUGACCUCAGCACCAAGGGGGAGGUGAUCACCGUGCUUCAGAAUGACCAGCCCCUGGGGGGCAACACGUACACCGCUGAGGCCCUGAGCUUCUCAGACCACAUGUUCACCGAGGCCCGGGGCAGCCGUCUGCAAAAGGGGGUCCCCCAGGUCCUCAUUGUGAUCACCGAUGGGGAGUCCCAUGACUCAGUCAAACUCAACGCCACAGCGAAGGCCUUGCGAGACAAGGGCAUUCUCGUCCUGGCAGUGGGCAUCGCUGGUGCCAACCAGGAGGAGCUGCUGGCCAUGGCGGGCUCCAGUGACAAGUACUACUUCGUGGAGACCUUCGGAGGCCUGAAGGGGAUCUUUUCAGACGUGUCUGCCAGUGUCUGUAACUCUUCAAAAGUAGAAUGUGAAAUUGAAAAGGUAGAUCUUGUUUUCCUCAUGGACGGUUCCAACAGCAUCCAACCAGCUGACUUCAAGAAGAUGAAGGAAUUUUUGGCCUCUGUUGUUCAGGACUUCGAUGUCAGCCUCAACAGGGUGCGGAUAGGAGUGGCCCAGUUUAGUGACACCUACCGGGCCGAGUUCCCGCUGGGGUCUUUCACGGGGGACAGGAUUUCGGCUCAGAUUGAGAGCAUCCAGCAGGUCUUCGGGUACACCCACAUUGGCGAUGCCCUGCGGAAGGUGGCUCACUACUUCCAGGCGGACAUGGGAAGUCGGAUCAACACAGGGACACCCCAGGUGCUGCUGGUCCUCACCGACGGGCGGUCCCAGGAUGAGGUGGCCCCGGCUGCCGAGGACCUGCGGCACAAAGGCAUCGACAUCUACUCGGUGGGCAUCGGGGACGUGGACCACCAGGAGCUCAUCCAGAUCACUGGGACAGCUGACAAAAAGUUGACAGUGGACAACUUCGAUGAGCUCAAGAAGGUCAAGAAAAGGAUCGUCCGCAACAUCUGCACUUCGGGGGGAGAGAGCAAUUGUUUUGUGGAUGUGGUGGUGGGAUUUGACAUCUCAACCCAGCAGAAAGGACAAAGUUUUCUUGAAGAUCAGGCUUGGAUGGGAGCCUACCUUCAAGACAUCUUACACGCAGCCAGCUCCCUCAACGGGGUGAGCUGUGAGGUGGGCACGGAGACUCAGGUCAGCGUCGCUUUCCAAGUGACAAAUGCCAUGGAGAAAUACUCCCCCAAGUUUGAGAUCUACAGUGAAAAUAUCCUGAACAGCUUGAAAGACGUCAAAGUGAAAGAGCCCUCGUUUCUCAACACCAACCUGCUGAGUGCACUGUGGGACACGUUUCAGAACAAGUCAGCAGCCCGAGGAAAGGUGGUUCUCUUAUUUUCAGAUGGACUGGACGAUGAUGUUGAAAAACUGGAACAAAAAUCUGACGAGCUUAGGAAAGAAGGCCUGAAUGCACUCAUCACCAUUGCUCUGGACAGAAGUGCUCGUUCAAGUGACCUGGACAAUCUUCUGUACAUUGAAUUUGGGAAAGGAUUUGAGUACAAGACCCAGCUGGCCAUUGGGAUGAGAGAUCUUGGGAGCCGGCUGUCAAAGCAGCUGGUCAAUGUUGCUGAACGAACAUGCUGCUGUCUGUUCUGCAAGUGCGUUGGCGGAGAUGGCACAAUGGGAGAUCCCGGAACAGCAGGGAAAAAGGGACUUCCAGGUCUUAAAGGCAGUGAAGGCUACCUGGGAGAAGAGGGUACUUCUGGAGAAAGAGGAGCCCCUGGACCAAUGGGAGAGCAGGGGACCAAAGGUUGUAACGGUGCCAAAGGCCCAAAGGGAAACAGAGGAUUCACUGGACAGGAGGGAGACGCUGGGGAGAGCGGAAUUUAUGGAUCAAAUGGAGAACAGGGUGACAAGGGUCUUCCUGGAAGAAAAGGGGAAAAGGGUGACGAAGGAUCCCAGGGCAGCCCAGGAGAGAGCGGGAUGCCCGGUGAUCACGGAGCAAAGGGCCUGCGAGGCGACCCUGGAGUUCCUGGAUUUGACAAUGCCAUACAGGGACCCAAAGGCUUGAAAGGAGAACUCGGAAAACAAGGUACAAGAGGCUGGCCAGGCCCCCCUGGAACACCAGGCUCCAGGAAAAAGAUGGCAGCACGUGGUCAAAGGGGACCCCAAGGGCUACAGGGUCAAAGAGGAGUGGGGGGUCCAGAUGGACUGGAAGGCUCACUGGGUCUAAAGGGGCCUCAGGGUCCAAGAGGAGAUGCUGGUGUUAAAGGAGAAAAAGGAAGCCCUGGAAUUAAAGGUCCCCAGGGACCUCCAGGACCCGCAGGACAGGAGGGGAGUCCAGGCCGUUCCGGAAGCCAAGGAAAGAAAGGAGAACCUGGAGACCCGGGCGGGAAAGGAGAUGCUGGCUUCCCCGGUCCUCGGGGCAUGCAGGGCGGUGAUGGCGUUCCAGGUUACGGUCGAGCUGGGACGAAAGGUGCAAAGGGCCAAGAAGGCUUCCCUGGAGAAAGUGGGCCCAAGGGUGAAAUUGGGGACCCUGGAGACCCAGGAGAAGUUGGACCCAAGGGAGUUAGAGGCAAUACGGUAUCUGCUAGCUUUCCAGGAGAGCCGGGAACCCCUGGGGAUCCAGGACCACCAGGGCGCAAGGGCAUGAAAGGAGCCAAAGGUUGGACUUCCUUUUCCACGUGUGAGCUCAUCCAGUACGUGCGGGACCACAGUCCUGGCGGCCAUGGGAAGCCUGAGUGCCCCGUGCACCCGAUCGAGCUGGUGUUUGCACUGGACCAGUCCCGGGAUGUCACCCAGCAGGACUUUGAGAAGAUGAAGGCGGCGGUCGUCUCCCUCGUGACAGACAUCAGAGUCCGGGAGGACAGCUGUCCAGUGGGCGCGCGCGUGGCCAUCGUCUCCUACGACUCCCAGGCCAGGCACCUCAUCCGCUUCUCAGACGUCUACACCAAGGGCCAGCUGCUCCGGGAGGUCGAGGCGCUGCCCUUCGAACGGUCCUCCCAGGGCAGGGAGAUUGGCAGGGCCAUGAGGUUCGUUGCCAGGAACGUCUUCAAGCGGACCCUCCCAGGCACUCACACCAGGAGAAUCGCCACGUUCUUCAGCUCAGGCCAGUCAGGUGAUGUCCACUCGGUCACCACAGCCACCAUGGAGUUCAGCGCGCUGGACAUCGUCCCCGUGGUCAUCGCCUUCAGCAGCGUGCCAGCCGUCAGACGCGCCUUUUCGAUCGACGACACUGGCACGUUCCAAGUCAUCAUGGUCCCGGCUGGAGCUGACUUGGCGCCAGCACUCGAAGGACUCCGGCGCUGUACUUUCUGCUAUGAUGUCUGCAGACCGGACCCUUCCUGUGAGCGGGCCAGGCUGGGCCCCAUGCAGGCCUACAUGGACGCGGCCUUCCUGUUGGACGGCUCCCGGCAUGUGGCCCACGCCGACUUCGAUGACAUGAGGCGCCUGGCGGGGGCCCUGCUGGAGCACUUCGAGGUCAGCCCUGAGCCCCUGACUUCGGCCUCUGGGGACCGGGUGGCCGUGCUGAGCCAUGCCCCCCGCGGCUUCGUGCCCCAGGGCGCCCGCAGCCCGGUGCAGCCCGAGUUCAACCUCACCACCUACGGCAGCCGACGCCUGAUGCGGCGUCACCUGGAGCAGGCCACGCAGCAGCCCGGCGGGGACGCCUUCGUGGGCCAUGCCCUGCGGUGGACCCUGGACAACGUCUUCUCGGGCACCCCCAACCCGAGGAGGAACAAGGUCCUGUUUGUCCUGUCAGCAGGGGAGACCAGCCCGCUGGACCGGGAGGCCCUGAGGAGCGAGGCCCUGCGGGCCAAGUGCCAGGGCUUCGUCCUCUUCGUGCUGUCGCUGGGCCCCGCCUGGAGCAGCUCGGAGCUGGACGCGCUGGCCAGCAGCCCCGUGGACCACCACCUGGUCCAGUUGGGCCGGGUCCACAAGCCGGACCACCAGUACAGCGUCAACUUCAUCAGGUCCUUCCUGCAGUCGGUCCGACGUGCCAUCAACAAAUACCCACCACUAACCCUCAAAGCCAAAUGCAGUCAGCUCAGCGCCACAGAGCUCAGCUCCACGGAGCCGAGGCAGCCGCUGCGAAGCUUCCAGAGCCCUGUUCCUGGACCACAAAAAAUUGCCCUCAGAAAAGAGGAGUUACAGGAUGCAGGCCUCUUUCAGGAUGAAAAAUACCUUUCACGAGUAGCAGGAGGCAACCUAGAUGGUGCUGUGCGAAACUUUACCAGAAAAACAUACCACGCCUUUACCAACAGGAAGAGAGUGAUGAAAACAGCUUCCACACGACACAGUAAAGAGAGUGCCCGGACAGUUUAG